AUGGUUUCAAACAAUGCUGUUCCGAUGAAGUUAGAAAGUUCUGACAGAAGAUAUGUAGUUGUCAGAACGUCAGAUUCUCAUAUGCAAGAUACAGAAUAUUUUGACGACUUAGCAGAAACUUUGACAUCUGACUUUUACAACCACUUGUUCUCAUAUUUCAUGACAUUAGAUAUUUCUAAAUUCAAUCCAAGACAAAUUCCACAUACCGAAGAGAGACAAACAUUGUUAGAAGCAAACAAGAGUGUAUAUGAACUGUUCAUAGAUGAAACUGACUUUGUGUCAUUAGAUGAAAGGUCUUUAUAUGAUGAAUAUAAACAAUAUUGUCAAGAAUAUGGUUAUAUGGCAGCUUCUAAACGUACAUUCUUGGCAAAUGUCAAAAGUCUUUUAGAUGUUCAGAAUGGUGUAUAUACAAAGAAAAAUUUUUCUGAGUAA
Messenger RNA from Trichomonas vaginalis G3, 432 nucleotides. Its product is annotated as Poxvirus D5 protein-like family. The record is from RefSeq and is a predicted model, not a curated record. The transcript has a single exon. The coding region runs from base 1 to 432 and encodes 143 amino acids. Lineage: Eukaryota; Parabasalia; Trichomonadida; Trichomonadidae.